Messenger RNA from Salmo salar (Atlantic salmon), 1333 nucleotides. The record is from RefSeq and is a predicted model, not a curated record. NCBI's taxonomy places the organism in Eukaryota, Metazoa, Chordata, Actinopteri, Salmoniformes, Salmonidae.
AUGCACAAGAAGGCCACGCUAGCUAAAGGUGCUAGCAAUAUCGGUGCAUUCUUCGUGACGUCUACUGCGGAAAAUGAUGAUCUGCCUCCUAUGGAAGGAUGUGGAAUUUUACAUCAAUGUGGGAGACUGGCCAAUGGAAACAAGGAAGCAGAUGACAUUCCUGGGGCUGUUCCAAUCAUCUCCUGGUGCGGUUCCACAGACACCCGAGACAUCAUCCUCCCCACCUAUGACAACACUCACUCCACCCUGGAGACCCUGAGUGGCAUUUCCAAUGACCUGCUGUCAGUCCAGGGCAACACAGGUCCCCCUUGGUCCAACAAAACAGAACAGGCCUUAUUCUGUGGCCGGGACAGUCGUGAAGAGCGCCUACACCUGGUCACUCUGUCCAAGAAAAACCCAGAGUUGCGAGACGCCAGAAUCACUGGCUGGUUCUUUUUCAGGGAAAGGGAGAAGGAUCUGGGCAAAGCAAAUCUUGUUGGAUUCUUUGACUUCUUCAAGGGGAAUGAUGAUGAAGCACAAAGGAUAGCUAAAGCAGGCCAGAUGAUUGUACGACAGCUGGUACAACCUAACAGAUUGUGCUGUUACUAUUACAGUGCGCUACAGAUGUACUCUGAGCGUCAGACCAACCAGCCCACACUGCAUCCAGACAUGAAGCUGGUGCCCCAGCCAUCCGACCAGAGUGCCCUUUGCAGCUGUCAGCAAGAGCCACAAAGAGAUGAUCCCAGCCUGGAGAAGGACGAACUCUGAUCAACACUGUGAAAAGAAAGGGAAGAGACACUAGCUAUUUCAAUACAGAAAGUGCCUUGGACUUCUGCUUGCUUGUUGAUGGAGAUUCUAUGCAAUGAAGAAGUACUGUGUGACCAGGACUUCUAAGUGGAUGUACCAACACUCAUAUAGACGAUCAAAUAUAAAAUGUGGUUUGAGCCAGACAGACCUUGUCACAGCUCACUUUACUGGGCCUGGAAUAUGACUGUUUUAUCGACAAGACCAUUAUGCAGAAUCAUCUGUUUUCACUGACCUGAGUGAUAUUUCAUACUGAAUUUGGUGUAAUUGUAUGAUCAUUGAUGGUCACCAUUAUUACGUUUGUAUAAAAGAUUGCUGUUGAUGUUGCGUUAACCUUUUAUUGACCAAGAUGAUCAUGUCCUUUCUUUGUUAUUCACUACCAUAACUUUUAAAAUAUAUAUUGGAUGGGUACAAUAUUAUAAAUGUGUUGUUGCCGUAUAGAUUGGUUUCUUUUUGGAUUCUUCUAAAGCCACUAUGAUUGUGCAAUUUAACGACCUAUUUUCACGGACGGUACUGUUGUGAAAAAAAUAAAAUGUUAUUGAAACAUUGA